CGAUGACGUGUCUCAUUGGAACUGACGCUGAGCCACCAUGGCAGUUGAGCUAUGCUAGAUGUCCUGCAAAAAGCGUAGAUAAGAUAGCUAAUACAUGUAUUUUAGCUGACAAUUGGAGUAACCAAAUUUGCUUUCGUAUGUCGAUAUUCAGCGUUGAAGCGUGACUGUGUUGAAUUAACAGAGAAAAUGCGAUUCGCUUAUAUCCCUCCCGUUCUGAGGGUCUUUCUUCUUAUUGGAAUCUUGAAUUGCGUCUCAAGUUUCUAUCUUCCUGGUUUGGCUCCUGUCAGUUUCUGUGAAAAAGGACAACAAGCUGAUAAAGAACAAGACGUACCGGAUUGCAGGUCUGAAAUUGAGCUCUUCGUGAAUCGACUGGAUUCUGUGGAGUCAGUCCUGCCGUAUGAAUACACAGCGUUUGAUUUCUGCUCAGAGGAGUCAGAGAAACGACCCUCUGAGAAUUUGGGUCAGGUUUUAUUUGGUGAGCGAAUCGAACCAUCUCCAUACAAGUUUGAAUUUAAAAAGAAAGAAGAGUGUAAGCAUGUUUGCACCAAGACCUACAGUAAAGACAAGGCAGACGACAAAGCCAAGCUGGACUUCCUGAAGAAAGGAAUGCUGCUGAACUACCAACAUCAUUGGAUCGUGGAUAACAUGCCAGUGACCUGGUGCUACGACGUGGAGGACGGACAGAAGUUCUGCAAUCCCGGGUUCCCCAUCGGAUGUUACGUUACUGAUGCGGGCCGACCCAAAGACGCCUGCGUUGUCAACUCGGAUUUCAAUGAUAAAGACACCUUCUACAUCUUCAACCACGUUGACAUCACAAUCUAUUACCACAUGGUGGAGAACGAAGCUGCAGGGGCAAGAUUGGUUGCGGCUAAAAUGGAGCCCAAAAGCUACAAGCAUAAAAGUGCUGACAAACCAGACUGCACGGGGGCACCCAUGGACUUGAGCAACAAGUUCUCUGGCGAUCUGAAAAUUCCCUACACAUAUUCUGUCCAGUUUGUAGAGGAUCAGAAAAUCCGAUGGGCUUCUCGUUGGGAUUACAUCCUGGAGUCCAUGCCCCACACGAACAUCCAGUGGUUUAGCAUCAUGAACUCCCUGGUGAUCGUUCUCUUCCUCUCCGGCAUGGUGGCCAUGAUCAUGCUCAGGACCCUGCACAAGGACAUCGCCCGCUACAACCAGAUGGACUCGGUGGAGGACGCCCAGGAGGAAUUCGGCUGGAAGCUGGUGCACGGCGACGUCUUCAGGCCGCCGAGGAAGGGCAUGCUGCUCUCCGUCUUCCUGGGGUCUGGGACUCAGAUCUUCAUCAUGACCUUCGUCACCCUCUUCUUCGCCUGCCUGGGCUUCCUGUCGCCGGCGAAUCGCGGAGCGCUGAUGACGUGCGCGGUGGUGCUGUGGGUUCUGCUGGGGACUCCAGCGGGUUACGUGGCUGCCAGGUUAUACAAAUCCUUUGGUGGUGAAAAAUGGAAAACAAAUGUUCUACUGACAGCUUUCCUGUGCCCGGGGAUUGUGUUUGCGGACUUCUUCCUGAUGAACCUGAUUCUGUGGGGGGAGGGGUCGUCAGCAGCCAUGCCAUUCGGGACACUGGUGGCCAUCUUGGCUCUGUGGUUCUGCAUUUCCGUGCCCCUCACAUUCAUUGGAGCAUACUUCGGCUUCAAGAAAAGCGGGAUCGAGCACCCAGUCCGUACGAACCAGAUCCCUCGACAGAUUCCGGAACAGUCUUUCUACACCAAGCCCCUCCCUGGGAUCAUUAUGGGAGGAAUCCUGCCUUUCGGAUGCAUCUUCAUCCAGCUCUUCUUCAUCCUCAACAGCAUCUGGUCUCACCAGAUGUACUACAUGUUCGGGUUUCUGUUCCUGGUGUUUAUCAUCCUAUUGAUCACCUGUUCCGAAGCCACCAUCCUCCUCUGUUACUUCCACCUGUGUGCAGAGGACUAUCACUGGCAGUGGCGGUCCUUCCUGACCAGCGGCUUCACCGCCGUGUACUUCCUGGUGUAUGCCGUGCACUACUUCUUCUCUAAGCUCCAGAUCACCGGGCUGGCCAGCACCAUCCUUUACUUCGGUUACACAAUGAUCAUGGCUUUGAUCUUUUUCCUCUUCACAGGAACGAUUGGAUUCUUUGCCUGUUUCUGGUUUGUAACCAAGAUCUACAGUGUGGUGAAGGUGGACUGAUAUCUCCAGAGCAGACAGAGUUUGUCCAGCCUGGGAUUUCUCUCUGUCCAGGACUUCCCGGUUUUAAAGGAAAAGAAAAAUUCUGUUAAAACCAGUCGUAAAUUUCACUUUUUUUUUCCCACAAACUCAUCAGAAAUUCACCUUUUAUAUGCAGCGAAUCCUGUAAACCGUUACUAUGAUUAAAUGAAUUGCAAAGGAGACGGCAUAUCACCAAACACUAUAAUUAUAUAUGUGCAUUUCAUGAAAAUUGUAAAUAAUACAUUUUACUAACAUGGAGUGAAAUUACCGUAGGCCUCCGUAGUUGUGUUGUUAAGACUCCGCAGUGAACGUAAAUAUUAUUGUAAAUAAUGUUUUCUAAUGCUCAAAGUAGGUAAUCUGAAUUGUGUGUAAAAAUAAAUGUGGUCGUGGAAUGCUUCAAGCUUCAUUUUUAUUUUAUUUUUUUUUCAGUACGAUACCAACUGAACUGUUAAUGAGCUUUGCUUCAUUUAAAAAAAAUUUUUUUGCCUCUAUACAUUUUGUGCCUCUUGAUUAUACUUAUCGAUUAUACUGUAAAUUUUCAGUAAUAAAUGUACAAAUGACCACA
Messenger RNA from Anguilla anguilla (European eel), 2746 nucleotides. Its product is annotated as transmembrane 9 superfamily member 2. Gene Ontology annotation, cellular component: membrane. The coding region runs from base 187 to 2163 and encodes 658 amino acids. NCBI's taxonomy places the organism in Eukaryota, Metazoa, Chordata, Actinopteri, Anguilliformes, Anguillidae. The transcript has 17 exons. Gene Ontology annotation, biological process: protein localization to membrane. The record is from RefSeq and is a predicted model, not a curated record.